This is a messenger RNA of Drosophila rhopaloa, 591 nucleotides long. It is a transcript of the gene Obp83b, whose product is annotated as pheromone-binding protein-related protein 6. The record is from RefSeq and is a predicted model, not a curated record. The transcript has 3 exons. Bases 1 to 429 code for a protein of 142 amino acids. Gene Ontology annotation, biological process: sensory perception of smell. Lineage: Eukaryota; Metazoa; Arthropoda; Insecta; Diptera; Drosophilidae. Gene Ontology annotation, molecular function: odorant binding.
AUGAUCAAAUACCUGGCCCUGCUGGUAUUUUUGUUCGGCUGUUCCGCUGGUCAGGAACCAAGGCGCGAUGCUGCGUGGCCUCCGCCAGCGAUUCUCAAACUGGCAAAGCACUACCAUGACCUUUGUGCCCCCAAAACAGGCGUCACUGAUGAGGCCAUUAAGGAAUUCAGCGAUGGGCAGAUACACGAGGACGAGGCCCUCAAAUGCUAUAUGAACUGCCUCUUCCACGAGUUCGAGGUGGUCGAUGACAAUGGAGAUGUCCACAUGGAAAAGCUUUUCAAUGCGAUUCCGGGAGAAAAGCUACGGAACAUAUUGAUUGAGGCCUCCAAGGGAUGCACUCAUCCCGAGGGCGACACUCUGUGCCACAAGGCCUGGUGGUUUCAUCAAUGUUGGAAGAAGGCUGAUCCUGUCCACUACUUUUUGGUCUAAAGUUUAUUUUAUGUAAGACAUUUUGGUGUAUAUUAUUUGUACAGUUUUUGGCUACGGAAUUAAGAACAGGGAGAACCACAUAGCUUCAGCCAGUUUCCUAAUAAUGUAUUUAAUGUUUCAAUCGAACUUGCUUAUAUAAUAAAAAACUUAUUUUAAAUUUAA